This is a messenger RNA of Pomacea canaliculata, 917 nucleotides long. RefSeq names its product beta-lactamase domain-containing protein 2-like. The transcript is spliced from 6 exons. The coding region runs from base 152 to 886 and encodes 244 amino acids. The record is from RefSeq and is a predicted model, not a curated record. Lineage: Eukaryota; Metazoa; Mollusca; Gastropoda; Architaenioglossa; Ampullariidae.
AAUAUGUGAGCCACACAUGUACCCAGCAGUGCACCCGCUGUUAUGAAAGCCUCCAUUGAAAGCAACGGGUGCUGAGAGAGCAAUCGAUCAUUCUCCAGUGAAGUGGAGGGAGUGAAAGGUUACAACAGUCAGGCCACAAGCGAUUUUGGUGAUGGCGCGACUAACGGCUACGGUGUUGCAGGCCGCAGUUGCAGCCGUUGUUGGUGUCGUCGCUUGGCAGUGGUACCAGUCAUCUGCUCGUCUGCCUCCGGUUUCGGGAGGCUUCGUGCAUCCUGCCUACCAGCCUGUGGCGGAUCUCUUCCGAAAACUCGUGGAAGAUGGCACCGAACGUGGAGGGAGUUUCGCCGUUUACCACCAAGGGGAGAAACUCGUGGAGUUGUGGGGAGGUUACGCUAAUCCUCACAGUAGUCUCCCGUGGCAAGAGUCCACCGUAACAGCAACGUUUUCUUCUACUAAAGGCAUGGCAGCACUGAGCAUUGCCAAACUGGUUGAAAGAGGCUUGCUCGACUACAAGGCAGAAAUACAGAAAUACUGGCCAGAAUUCGCCCAAAAUAACAAGUCCAACAUCACCUUAGAGAUGCUAAUGAGCCACCAGGCUGGUCUGUUGUCUUUGGGAGGAGCUAGCACAUCUCUAGCUGAAUACCAGGACGACUGGGGCAAGGUGGAAAAAUUGAUGGCUCAAGCCACGACUGACUUCCCGCCAGGUUCGGCUGUAGCGUACCACGGUCUGACCUUCGCCAUGUACAUCGACGCCAUCAUUAUCCGCAGAGUGGACCCGCAGCACAGAAACCUGUCACAGUUCUUUGAUGAGGAGAUCAGCAAACCGCUGGAUGCCGAUUCUAUAUCGGACUUCCUCUUCGCGAGUUCUACCGGGCCACCUUCCUGACUGCUCCGCCCGCCUGGCGAAUGGCGAGUGG